This is a messenger RNA of Cannabis sativa, 2117 nucleotides long. RefSeq names its product trans-cinnamate:CoA ligase, peroxisomal-like. The record is from RefSeq and is a predicted model, not a curated record. Bases 139 to 1830 code for a protein of 563 amino acids. Lineage: Eukaryota; Viridiplantae; Streptophyta; Magnoliopsida; Rosales; Cannabaceae. The transcript has 2 exons.
ACCCAUAUGGCCUUUAUUAUUUAAUGAGAAACACUUUUAAUAGAAAACAAAAGAUCCUAAAAAAAUCAUUUUACAUACUUACACAAAUUACUUGGAAAAAAACACCUCUCUCCCUAAAAUCUUAGUUUACACCAAAUAAUGGAUGAGCUAUACAAAUGUGAAGCCAAUUAUGUGCCUUUAAGCCCUAUAACAUUCUUGAAAAGAGCCGCUACUUCCUAUGCUAAUCGAACCUCUUUGAUCUACGAUAACACUCGCUUUACUUGGCUACAAACUUACCAACGUUGUCGCCGCCUUGCUUCCUCACUCCGAUCCCUUAACAUUGUCAAGAACAAUGUUGUUUCGGUAUUGGCUCCCAACAUUCCCGCCAUGUACGAGAUGCAUUUCGCAGUCGCCAUGGCGGGAGGUGUUCUCAACACUAUAAACACCCGUCUGGACACUAAGAACAUAGCCGCGAUCCUCAAGCAUUCUGAGUCUAAGAUGUUCUUUGUUGAUUACCAGUUUGUCCAAACAGGACACGAGGCUCUCCAGAUUCUAGCUGGAGAGUCUCGUGAUGAUAAGGCUAAAAUGCCUUUGGUAAUUGUGAUUGAUGAUAUUGAUGUGCCUAAUGAAACUCGACUUGGCGAGUUAGAGUACGAGGAGUUAAUCCGAAGAGGAGAUCCUAAGUUCGAAUCCAUCGAGUUGGAUGAUGAGUGGGAUGCAAUUGCACUUAAUUACACUUCCGGAACUACUUCUUCUCCCAAAGGAGUAGUUUAUAGCCAUAGAGGUGCAUAUUUAAGCACUCUUAGCUUGUUACUCGGUUGGGAAAUGAGGACUCAUCCUAUCUACCUGUGGACCCUACCAAUGUUCCACUGCAACGGUUGGACUUUCACAUGGGGAGUGGCGGCGCGUGGAGGAACAAAUGUCUGUCUCCGCCACACAACCGCCGACAAAAUCUACCAAAACAUCUCUCUCCACAAAGUCACCCACAUGUGUUGCGCACCAAUUAUCUUCAACAUUCUUCUCGAGGCGGCCAUCCCCGAAAACCACCGGAAAAUGCCUUAUCCGGUGGAGAUUCUCACCGGCGGCGCUCCACCUCCGGCGACAUUACUAGAAAAAAUGGAAUCACUUGGUUUCCACGUGACCCAUGCUUACGGCUUGACCGAAGCAACUGGGCCGGCUUUAGUAUGCGAAUGGCAGGCCCAAUGGAACAAACUCUCGAAAGAGAAGCAGGCCCAAAUUAAGGCCCGUCAAGGAAUUAGAAUUCUAAGCCUUGCUGACGUGGACGUAAAGAAUUUGAGAACAAUGGAAAGCAUGCCACGUGACGGAAAAUCAUUGGGUGAGAUCGUUAUAAGAGGAAGCAGCUUAAUGAAAGGGUAUUUCAAGGACCCAAAAACGACGUCGUUGGCUUUCAAAAACGGUUGGUUUUUGACCGGUGACGUCGGAGUAGUCCAUUCCGAUGGGUAUAUCGAAAUAAAAGACCGAUCAAAAGACGUGAUAAUAUCGGGAGGCGAGAAUAUCAGCAGCAUUGAAAUUGAGAGCGUGCUCUACACGCACCCUAUGAUUUCGGAGGCAGCGGUGGUGGCGAUGCCCCACCCACGGUGGGGAGAGAGCCCCUGCGCUUUUGUCGCCGGCGCCGGAGAUUUGACAGAGGCAGAGAUCUUGAGGUAUUGCCGGAAUAAUAUGGCGCAUUAUAUGGUUCCGAAAAAGGUGGUGUUUGUUAAGGAGUUGCCCAAAACUUCAACUGGAAAGAUUCAGAAAUUCGAGCUUAGAGCUAUGGCGAAAAGCUUUACUGUUACGGAGAAAGAGAAAGAGACGAGUUCUAACUAUGACAUGGCCUUGUCUCGUCUAUAAAAUAUUAUUAUUAUUAUUAUUAUUAUUAUUAUUAUUAUUAUUAUUAUGCAUGAAAAGAAAUCCAUGCAUGUUUGUGUGGAAUAAAAUACACGUGUAAUGUUCAAAAAAAUACACGUGUAAUCGUACGAGAGAGAAGAAGAAGAAGAAAGAAGAAGAAGAAGAAGAAGAAGAAGAGUGAGCUGUGAAAAGAGUAGUGUGAAUUUAAUGUGUGAAAGUGAGUAAGAAGGAAAUAUUAUAUUGAGAUUUGGGUGAAGAGAUUUUAAUAAUAUAAGUUUAUUGUUAUAAAA